Bolinopsis microptera is the source of this 1900-nucleotide messenger RNA. RefSeq names its product galactosylceramide sulfotransferase-like. Gene Ontology annotation, biological process: glycolipid biosynthetic process. The record is from RefSeq and is a predicted model, not a curated record. Gene Ontology annotation, cellular component: membrane. Gene Ontology annotation, molecular function: galactosylceramide sulfotransferase activity. NCBI's taxonomy places the organism in Eukaryota, Metazoa, Ctenophora, Tentaculata, Lobata, Bolinopsidae. The coding region runs from base 74 to 1549 and encodes 491 amino acids. The transcript has 4 exons.
AGAUAGCCAGACUCACAACAAGGUUGGUUGUAAACAACACUAGCUCCGGAGAAAACAAUCAUUGCCAUCCAAAAUGAGAAUUAUGGGCGUCGGUAGAUUGGACAGACUCCUCUCAUUAGUUGUCCUAAUAGUCUGUUUUGGGACUUUCUUCCACCUCAUCACCAGCUACCUCUCCGAAUCUUCAGGAGAUCCCCCUGUUCUUAUCAGCAAAGAUAUUAUCUCUCUUGAGAACCGCCACCUGCCAGAUCAACAACACCAUCCUGGCUCCAGAAUUAACGUGAUAGCUCCUUUACAGCCCCAAUCUGCCACAGAAUCCCCCACUACGGAACCUAUACCUACUGAUGAAACUAACGAGGAAUCAGGAUUGCAAGGAUUCAAAAUAGUGGGAGAAGGGCUUCAGGUACCCAAAGGAAAAGAUGACAGUUUUUUGUUCAUUAAGACUCACAAAUGUGGCACUUCCACCUUGGUCAAUAUGUUUUACCUAUUCGGAUUAAGGAGGCGGCUAAACUUCGUCACUCAACCUUGGUCUAGGCAACUCGACGUAGACAAACCUCUGCUUCCUCCGCGACCUGGUGGAGACUACAACUUUCAAAUCGCUCAUGUUAGGUUUAAGCCUGAAAGGCAGCAUGAGAUUCUUCCCAAGUUUCGCACUUUCUACACAACAAUUAUUCGAUCUCCUAUCAAACAUUUUAACUCUGCUUUUGCUUACUUUGGUGCAGAUAAGAAAUACAGGCAAGGUACUGAUGGAGAAUUUCUAUCCUUGGAUGAAACUAUAUCAAAGUGGUUGGAUGAUAAUAAAGCUGGGCUAGAACCAAAUAAUACUUCCUGUUCUCUGGGAAAUAUUGUAAAUGGGAUAUCUAAAGAUCUUGGAUUUAAUAAAUAUUUACAAAGAGACGGAACUUUACAAGAAAAGAUAGACGACUUCAUCGCGGAUCUUGCACAAGAAUUUGAUUUCGUGCUCCUCACAGACUACUUUGACGAGAGUUUGGUUCUGCUCAAAGAACAGAUGGGCUGGGAGGUCGAGGAUAUAUUUUUCAUGAAGCGGUUCUCAACAGCCGAUCGGAGUAGGAAAGACUCCGAGCUUAGCCAAAAAACAGCUGAUUUAAUUUUGAAGUACAAUAUUGUAGACGUUCAAUUAUACAACUUUUUCCACCAAAUGUUCAAAAUGAAAGUCCUUGCAUUCGGAGAAAAAUUACUUCAAGAAAAGACAGCCGAAUUUCGUCGGUUGAGGACGGAAUUCGAGAGUAGUUGCUUCAUCAAGCCCGAAGAUGACCUAAAAAACCAAAGUUUUAACAAAGCUUGGAUUCUUACGGAAUUUGGGAAGCAGGAAAAAUCAUGCACUAUGCUUCAUAUGAGAGAUAUUUUGUUGGAUUUCUUUGUCAGUGAACUUCAGGUCAAAAAAGACUUUACUUUACCAAUUCCAAAUGGGGAUGAGAUCAUGAAACAAUUUACGAAAAAAAAUGAACCAAUGGAUGAGGAACAGAAAGAACUGGUUAUGGGUCUACAAAGAUCAUUCGAUGAUCAUGGAGUUCGUCCAGUUUAUGUUUGAUUUGAUGAUCUCUUUUAAGACCUAUAAUGAACUGUUAUGAUGCUAGAAUGAAUUGUUAUUACUAAAUACUCAUUACAUUUAUAAUCGAAAUUUAUUAUUUUUAUUGUUGUCCAUUUGCAUUUAUCGGUUUAGCAGUAAAAGUCUUUAUCUAAAUUAUGAUUAAAAAAUUGCAAAAUUAUUACAAAUAUGCUAAAAUUGGCUCAUAAUAAUUCGAUAAAAAUAAUUCUUAAUUUUCUUUGACAAAAUAUUUGUAAAUGAACAUCAGUAUUCAAACUUUUCUGUAUUUUAUUGUUAACUUACAAUAAUGACUUCAAAGUUUCUUAUCAGGUAAAGUCAUUGAGGGUCCCUUCA